Messenger RNA from Ipomoea triloba (trilobed morning glory), 885 nucleotides. Its product is annotated as 60S ribosomal protein L18a. Gene Ontology annotation, biological process: translation. The coding region runs from base 106 to 642 and encodes 178 amino acids. The record is from RefSeq and is a predicted model, not a curated record. Gene Ontology annotation, cellular component: ribosome; cytosolic large ribosomal subunit. The transcript has 4 exons. NCBI's taxonomy places the organism in Eukaryota, Viridiplantae, Streptophyta, Magnoliopsida, Solanales, Convolvulaceae. Gene Ontology annotation, molecular function: structural constituent of ribosome.
CAUUUACAAAACCCUCUCGUCUAUCUAUCAUUAACAACGACCUAGCUGCACAGAGAGAGGGAGGGAGAGAGAGGAUCUCAGGAAGACGGCUCCGUCGUUGCGAAAAUGGUGACCUACAGAUUCCAUCAGUACCAGGUUGUCGGAAGAGGUCUCCCGUCGGAGACUGAUGAGCACCCCAAGAUCUACCGCAUGAAGCUCUGGGCGACCAAUGAGGUCCGUGCCAAGUCCAAGUUCUGGUAUUUUUUGAGGAAGCUGAAGAAAGUUAAGAAAAGCAAUGGUCAGGUCCUCGCUAUCAAUGAGAUAUUUGAGAAGUGUCCUACCAAGGUUAAGAAUUACGGGAUAUGGUUGAGGUACCAGAGCAGAACCGGGUAUCACAAUAUGUACAAGGAGUUCCGUGACACAACCUUGAAUGGUGCUGUUGAACAAAUGUACACUGAGAUGGCUUCUCGUCACAGGGUGCGCCACCACUGCAUCCAAAUCAUCAAGACAGCCACCAUUCCCGCAAAACUCUGCAAGAGGGAGAGCACCAAGCAAUUCCACAACUCCAAGAUCAAGUUCCCGUUGGUGUUGAAGAAGGUGAGGCCACCAUCCAGGAAGCUCAAGACCACAUACAAGGCGUCUAGGCCCAACAUCUUUGUGUAACUUGUUUGGUCUAAUACUGUCUCGUUAUCAGUUUCCUUGUUCUGCAAUUUUAGACCUGUUUAAGUGAAAGAUAUUAUCUGGGAAGAUAAGGGAGAUUUUAACUUCUAUCAUUAUUUUGAUUAAGUUUUCUAGUUACUGUUAAGGUGCCUAGAUAAAGCUACUUUCUACAUGUGCUUGGAUAUUCACAACUAUGAAUUGCUUCUGCUUCAUAUUUUGAGAAUUAUUUUUUCUUGAGUUAAAAAA